This is a messenger RNA of Medicago truncatula (barrel medic), 2838 nucleotides long. RefSeq lists its product as uncharacterized. The transcript has 2 exons. Gene Ontology annotation, molecular function: RNA binding. NCBI's taxonomy places the organism in Eukaryota, Viridiplantae, Streptophyta, Magnoliopsida, Fabales, Fabaceae. The record is from RefSeq and is a predicted model, not a curated record. The coding region runs from base 189 to 2165 and encodes 658 amino acids.
UCAAAAUGAGCCAAAUACAAACAAAAUCUAGUCUAGUCUAGUAAUUUCCAAAGAAAAAAAAAAACUAGUUGAAUUUUUCUCUUUCUUCAAUACGCACCGUUUUCUUCUUCAUUUUCUUUUAUCUUUCUUCAAAACCCUAAUUUUUGAACAAAGGAAAAAAAGAGGGAAAGAAAGAGAGAAACCCUAGAAUGGACGAAGACGGAGAGCACGGUGGCGAUCAAUUCUAUCGCAACGAAGCUAUAUCUGCCGUCGCCGACGAUGGUUUCAUGGCCGAAGAAGAUGAAGAUUACGAGGAUCUUUACAACGAUGUUAAUGUUGGUGAGGGUUUUCGUCAAUCUUUGCAAAAAACCGAGCUUUCAGAAGUUAAAAUUGAGGCCGUUGAAGAAAAGAAGCUUCCUCCACCACCACCGUUGCCACUGCCGCCGCCACCACCACCGCUGACAGCUCACGGUGUAGGUGGGGUUUCUGCGUUUCAGAAUCAAGAGCUUAUAGGGAAUGAAGUGGGUGUUCAAGGAGGUGGGAUUAGGGUUGAAUUAGGGCAAAAAGCUGCUACCUUGAGUGGGAUUGGGGAACAGGGUGGUAAUACUGGGGUUGAGUUGCAGGGGAUUAUUGGGCAACAACAGCAACCACCACUUGGUGUUGGUGGUUUUGUUGGGGGUGUUGGAAAUGAUGGGUUGAUGAGACAAGGUCAAGGUGGGGGUGUUGGUGGAGGAAGUGGGGGUGCAGGAGGUGGUGGAGGAAGUACUGUAUUGUUUGUGGGUGAUUUGCAUUGGUGGACUACUGAUGCUGAUUUGGAAGCUGAGCUUUGUAAGUAUGGACAAGUGAAGGAUGUGAGGUUUUUCGACGAGAAAGCUAGUGGGAAAUCGAAAGGGUACUGUCAGGUUGAGUUCUAUGAUCCUUUAGCUACAACUGCUUGUAAGGAAGGGAUGAAUGGUCAUUUGUUCAAUGGCAGGCCGUGUGUUGUAUCUUAUGCGAAUCCUUAUACUGUUAAGAAAAUGGGAGAGGCUUUGAAUAAUAGGAAUCAACCGAUGAACCCAACUGCCGGGGCGAACCAGGGAAGGAGAGGACCUGCGGAGGUUGGAGGGGUUAAGCCGGGUGGUGGUAACGUUGGGACAGGUGGUAACUACCAAGGUGGAGAUGGGAAUAAUAAUAAUAAUAAUAAUAGUAAUAAUAAUAAUAAUAGAGGUAGUGGAAGAGGCAAUUGGGGGAGAGGGAACAAUCCUGGGAUGGGGAACAGAGGACAUGGUAAUCCGAUGAGGAAUCGGGGUGGUGGGAUGGGUGGUAGAGGUAUGAUUGGUAAUGCUGGAAAUGGAUAUGGACCUGGUAUUGGUGCUGGCCCGCCUAUGAUGCAUCCGGGUUUUGAUCCUUCAUUUGGUGGUCCCAUUGGUCGAGUGGGUGGCUAUGCAGGCUAUCCCGGUGGCCCGACACCUCCGUUCUCUGGUAUGAUGCCUUCAUACCCUGGCAUGCAUGGAGUAGCACCUCAUGUUAAUCCUGGCUUUUUUGGAAGAGGGAUGCAUAUGAAUGCUAUAGGGAUGAUCCCACCAUCAGGCAUGGAUGGUCCUAAUAUGGGAAUGUGGCCGGAUCCAAAUAUGGGUGGAUGGGGUGGUGAUGAACUCGGUGGUGGCAAGGUUGCAGAGUCAAGUUAUGGGGAGGAAGCCGCAUCCGACCAUCAGUAUGGUGAGGUGAAUCCUGAUAGAGCUGGGUGGCAGAAUACUAUGAGGGAAAAAGAUAGAGGAUCCGAAAGGGACUGGUCCGGUUCUUCUGAGCGAAGGUACAGGGAUGAUAGAGAUCAAGGGUAUGAGAGAGAUGUACCUAGAGAAAAAGAUGCUGGACAUGAUCCUGAAUGGCCAGAAAGAAAGCACCGUGAUGAUAGAGAGGUGGUUCGUGAACGAUCUCGUGACCGUGACCGUGGUCGGGAAAAGUCUCGAGAUCGCGAGCGCGAAAGGGGGGAUCGAGAUCGUGAGCGGGACAGAUACAGGGAAGAUAGGGACAGAUAUGCUGAUCAUCAUAGGUACAGAGACCGUGAACCAGAGCACGAUGAGGAGUGGGAACGGGGGAGAUCGUCUAGAACUCACAGUAAAUCAAGAUUAUCACAGGAUGAGGAACACCAUUCUAGGUCAAAAGAUGCUGAUUAUGGAAAGAGGAGGCGACUGACCUCUGAGUAAUACUUUCCCUUGAGGGAGGGAAGAGUAGUUGCUGAAAAAUCAGGAUUUGUCAUGGUUGUUUAGGUUUUCUGGUGGUGCUCCUUCGACCUAGAAGUUGUUGAUCAGCUGCUAUUUCAUUCACUUGUUCCAGUUGCAUAUUGCCAGGAGUGUGUUUCUGCUCUCCUAUGGAAAUGGGACAAUUGUUUGAGAAACGAGACUGUUCAUCUAAACCUCUGGGUUGCUUUGAGGGUCAAGUGCCAUCGAUAUUGAAGAGCCAAGUCAUGACAAUCCUUUUUCUUACAUUGAGAGUUGGAACUUUUGCUAUGAAGAUAUUCACUUAUGAUUUGAAUUUAUGUUUUUAUUAGCUCUUGAUUAAACCAAUGUUGUUGAUGUAAUGGGCUUAACUUGUCGAAGUCUGAAAUGUUGCAGACUAUUUAACUUGAUUGUUUGAAUGAUGUACUAGGAUUUAGUUGAGGAUGUUGAUUAUGUGCCGUUUUUUUAUUGGCUCUUGUUGUUGUAUCAUAUUUUCACACCAUCCAUUUUUUGUUUUGACCCUGACAGUUAGUUAGUAUACCGGUUGAGCAUGCCAAUUUUGUGUAUUAUGAUGUAGAGAGCUAACCAUUCAAUUACUGUAAAGCUGGAGAAUUGUAUAUAUCACUUUCUCUUUGUAUAUAAAUGAUAUGUACUUCUCUGA